CUACCAAUUCCUCCGUUGUAAAACCAACCAACAUUGUAGUUCCCACGAUAUCAAUAACGGAGAUGCCUUCAGACGACGAGGCCUUACUGGAAUGGGCCACUGCGACGUAUUCCAAGGUCUGGACGUUCUCAAGUAUAGGAUCUGCCAACGUCAUCAACCUUCAAGUUGGGCAAGAUCCCAAUGCUCCCGAGGAGUGUAGGCUGACCCGCAACUACCAGCAGUCGCACAUCACCGCCAGUCAGGUGGAACCUGUACGCAUCGGCUACUGCAGCCCAGACAUCAGCAGGGCCACUCAGGAGGUACACAUCAUCUGGCUCCUAUCCCCAAGCUCCAGUGUCGUCGUCGAACUGAACGAAGUGUCAAGGAAUGCAGCGUCCAAAAGGAGGAUAGUGCUUGUUCUCCAGGCAGACACGCCGUUGGUGUGGAACGUCGUCAGCGACGCCAAUAUCAGGCAUCUGACCAUUGUGAGCGACCACCAGGUCAACACAGAGGGGAUCACAUCAGCUCCUUUUGAAGUACAAAAAGAGAAUAUUCCAACCAAGGUAGAGAACCUCUACUCCUGGGCCCUGGACAGGUACAGCGCCGUCGUGUCCUACACUGAGGCUGUCCUUGCCAACAAGUUUGAUAUCACAGUCGGAAAAGCAAACAUCUCCAAGCACACCCACCUCCUGUCACCCGACCACGCGGGAUCGACGUCCAUCGAUUGGCCCAACGACUCGCCCCACGUGGUCGUAGAGUGUCUGAAGAACAGUAUCCGUGCCCUGGUACCCAUGCAGGUGGCCCAGUACUACAACCUGAGCCCCGAAGACAUCACCUUGGAAGACAGGCAGUGCACGUCCAUGGAGUACAUGACCUUGGGCUUCAUGUUGGAUACGCAGCUUAAUGCAUGUGGGACCACGUCGGAGCAGCGGUUGAAUAAGAUGGUAUACCGCAACAGGGUGCUGUUCUUCAACGGGUCCCCUGAGGGCAGUGGGGCUGGCAUCGAAGGCUCCGGCGGGAACCCCCUCAACGAUGUGGACGUCGACGACGAGGACUCCACCCUGCCGUUCUACGCGUCGUCCAUCGAGUGCGAGUUCCUGCACGGACCCACCAACACGAACAGCGACAUGACCAACAACCAUGUGACCCUGCACAUGGAUAUGUACGAGACGCCCCUCUUCCAGAACAAGGUGGUGGACUUCCCGGCACCGCUCCAGGACCAUUCCAGGUUGUACUUCCAGGUCGGGGUCAGCGGAGGUCAGCGGAGACACGAGGUGGUUAUCAACCAGUGCUGGAUCCAGGCGGCGAAUGAGAUAGUUCAUUCCCUUAUUGAUUUCAGCUGUCCCGUUGACCAAACCAUCAUCUUCCAUGAGUUAAACCCCAACUACGUGAGCCUCGAUCCCCAGGAGGAUGGGGACCUGAAGCGCUUCAGUUUCCAGGUCCACUGGACACGGGAGACCUUUGGCCUUCAUACCUUCGUCAGCUGCAAGCUCAGUCUGUGCAGUAAAGACUUUAAUACGGUGGAUGAGGAGAAGGGUAUUCCGGUGUGUUCAACCUUAGAAGCCCUUCAGCAAGCCUGUUCGGGAAACCCGGGAGUUAGGGUUGGCCAGCAGCUGACCACGGGACCAAGCAAGACGCUCGAGAUUGGUCCUUUACUAGACAGCUCAAUAGAAAUAUCUGUAGUGGAUAGCAAUGAUAUAGAUAACGAAGUAAAUGUAGGAAAUACAGCAUGUCUAGAAGGAAACAGUGCUGAAACAAUUUCAGGUUUAGGUGCAGGGCCUGCAGCAGCUAUAGCUUUCGCAGCAUUCACCAUCGGUGUACUACUUACAGCAUGCCUUUGGUUCAUCCACGCACAUACAGGUCCGCGGAGAGAGAUCCCUGGAUCACCUCGUACAUUAAGCUCACCUAGUUCACCUUUGAUGAAUGGUCACAUACCAAACGGACAUUUACCGAACGGGGGGCCUAUGGUGGCCCGACAGCGGCCCCCGCCGGCGCCCGCUCCAAAUGGACCACUUCACAUACCCUUAGCGAACGGUAUGAACCCUAAUAUGAUCCCCGCGCGGGGACUUAUGAACGGACCCAUCGGGGAGUCAGUAUGAGAGUGACCAAACAUGAACUGCCGCGUGUGCAGCUUUGGAUCAGUGCUAAAAUUGUUUAGUGUGAAAUGGAACUCCGUGGGAGUGUAUUUCUCCACAUUGUUGAGGAGAGCACUCGCACCGGAGAGUCGAGUUUGAAUAUAUAUAUAUUUCAGUUGAAUCCAACGUGGCAUUACUGAAAGGAUAAUCAGUGUGAAAAAGGCAUUUUGAAAGGACCAACACCAAGGAUACAAUGCAUCUGAGACGAGUGAAGCAAAAAGUUUGUUAUGGAAUGGAAAGGACGAUCAUCAAUAGGGAUCAACCUUCUCUUCGAUCAGCUUGGCACGAUGUGAAUGGACCAGGUGAUAUUCCUGUAUAGAUGCAUGCAGAGUUUUUCACAUAUGACAAGUAGACUAGGCAAUCCUGUGGAAACGCAUUUAGGAGCCUGGUGCAGUCAGUUGUGAAGAGGUAUGGGAAGGAUGACAGGUAUAACAACUCAAGUGUCCGCUUGCUUCCAACGCCAAUGUGGAACCUGUUCAGAUAUAUUCUAUCCAAACCGUUGAAGAACUCGAUGGAAUUGACCCUCCUUGCUUUCAAGUGUAAAUAGGACCAUUGACGGAGGUGCUGAAGAUUUGGACGUCUUCGAACAUGUACAUGUACAGCAGAAUGAUACGCAAGAGAAAAUUUUAUUGGACUAUUUUCCCUGUUUCUUCGUUUUUUUUACGCAAAAGAAAAAGUUUCACAGUACAGCACUUGUAAGCCUACGCAAUGCGUAGUCAGUGUGAUAAAAAAACUGAAAGUGUGA
Molecule: messenger RNA, 2859 nt
Organism: Lytechinus pictus (painted urchin)
Lineage: Eukaryota; Metazoa; Echinodermata; Echinoidea; Temnopleuroida; Toxopneustidae
Product: transforming growth factor beta receptor type 3-like
Exons: 10
Coding region: 63-2078 (671 amino acids)
Cellular component (GO): cell surface
Source: RefSeq, a predicted model, not a curated record